Darwinula stevensoni is the source of this 864-nucleotide messenger RNA. Lineage: Eukaryota; Metazoa; Arthropoda; Ostracoda; Podocopida; Darwinulidae. The record is from the annotation of a GenBank genome assembly.
UGGUGGCAACUUCGAUGCCGCUCCGGCCAUAGACCCUCCAUCGCUGCACAUCGGGCCACCGGUGCCGAUGUGGCGGGUGCUAUUGAGGUGCACCAAGCCCCUACCUCUCGCACCAUGGAGCACAGAGUAGCCUAUGCUUCAGCCCAAGGGAGGACAGGUAGUAUCCCAAAGCAGCCGGGUGAACUGUCGACCCAGGAGAAUACCGCCUGCCCCCGGUCGGAUUCGAACCUGGACCUCCCGCGUGCGCCCGGGCAUUAUCCACUGAGCCACGGGGACACGGAGAUAUUGGGAAAGGAGGAUUCAUCAGACCCGCUUCUCCUUUUGCAGUCUGCUGCUGAUUUCCUGAAACGGCCCAUUAUCCUCAUAGGAGAAACUAAUUCUUGGUCCAUCAUCCCACAGGAAUUGGAGGGAAAUGUGGGAAUCCUCCUGUGCUGGGGCAAUCCCAUCAUCCCCGUCGUUUUUGGAUCGGAGCAGCGACCUCAGCUGUAUCACUUGGAUCAAGAUGAUGAACUGCAUACAUUGCACGAACCGAAUCAACUGUACCAACUGUAUCAACGGUAUCAACAGUAUCAAGUAUAUCCACGGGAUCAACUGUAUAAACAUAAUGAUUGGUGCCUACUGAAUCGACUGGAUCAAGACUAUGCACCAUGGAUGACCGUGAAUAGGCUGCCCCCAUUGUACGGGAAUCGCCAAAUCCCUGCCUCUCUGAGAAAAGCUGGGAGAAUAUCAUUCCGCGAAAGUGUGACUGUGGCAUGGGAAAUCCACACCUGUCCCCUCUUAUGGGCCCUGGACAGGCAUUUGGCUGGAUUGCCUCCACUUACUGCUGACGAGCUGGAGGAGCGCAAAGAUCGCCUUCUUGAGUGA